CCUGCUCUCAAACUUAAAUAACUUUCCUUCUACAGACAAGAAGAAGAAGAAAAGCAGUGAUGAUCGAAUCUGCGAGAGGAGUGCCACCUGAGGAGGGCAGAAGGAGUGCCAGCUCAGGCCGCCCUUCGCCGGCACCCCAGAGGCUCCUGGUGCCAGCCCUGCUCCUGGCCCUCAUCCUCCUCACACCAACAGUGGGCGGCAUCAAGUGUUACGAGUGUGUACACAACAACCAGAGAAUGAAGAGGCACAAUCGUUACGUCUAUCCUUGUUCAGAGUUUGAUGGCUCAGACAGAUACAUCAUGAACUGCCCAGACUCAAAGCUUUGCAUUUACCAGCGGAUAACUUUGCCACUGUCGAAUGAUAACAUAAUUGUAAGAACAAUGGAUGGCUGCACCCCAAACACCACAGACAACGCUCGCUAUGCCGAGGCAGGUCUGGUCAAAGAAGGCUGCAUCCAACACAAGAGUUUAUACAAACCCCCCUCAUCAGAGUACUGUUACUGCAGUCACAAUCUCUGUAACGCAACGACGACCAACUUGUCUUCUACAGGCAUCCUGGCAAUCCUAUUGGCAACAACACUUUUUUACAAUUACCAAUGGUCAAGCUCAUCCUGAUAUUUCCAAACCCAUAGAUAUUAUAAAAUAAUACAUACACUGAGAUCUCCUUUCCAUAAUCUUCAACUGCAUGCACACAAUAUGUGCAGUGCAAAUCUUCUACUACUUCUACUACUACUACUACUACUAUGAGUAAAUACAGGAUGUUUCUGGUUUCUGGUUAUUCUAAGGUUCACAUGGAAAUGCUGUGAAACUUCCUUGGGAAGUCUUUUAGGUAGGUGUCAGAUUUUGGGGACUAACCAAUUCCAAAUUUAAUUUGGGAACUGUAAAUACUUGUCUACAAAUCCAAGAAUGUUAAAUUUUAUAUCAUGCAAAAAAAAAAAAAAAAAAAAAAAUCCUAUCUAAAUCUUUACAAUACUUUUAUAUGAAUCAUAACUUCAAGAGACUCUUUAAAUAUUUUCUGAGCCAUUACACGACAAGCAUCCAAGACCUUAACGACUGCAGAGUACUCGAGGCAGUGACUGUAGCGUUUGACAGACUGCCCAUAACUCCAGAAGUCAAAACAUGGUGCUUAGCAAAACUUGGGAACAGCUGACUACAGGUUCUUUUGCCGCACGAGAUGUAAUAGACUAGUCAUUGUGCAUGGCUGUGCUUUCUUGUGACUUCUUUCAUUAUGAUGUAAGUCAUUUUCUUAUUUUGUUAUAAAGAUGGCUAUGUAAUCAUUUACUUUAAAAAAUUCAAUCAUUACUUAAAGUAACUAUAGUAAAAACUUACAGAGCUACAGUGUGCUCUGUAUAAAGACUGUGAUAUUAUGUUAGCAUUCAUUUGACUAUUGAUAAUGAUAUAUUUAAAUGUUUAAUAUGGAAUAAAUGUUACUGAGGAAUAAA
This is a messenger RNA of Penaeus chinensis, 1441 nucleotides long. RefSeq lists its product as uncharacterized. Lineage: Eukaryota; Metazoa; Arthropoda; Malacostraca; Decapoda; Penaeidae. The record is from RefSeq and is a predicted model, not a curated record. Bases 60 to 614 code for a protein of 184 amino acids. The transcript has 3 exons.